Messenger RNA from Hyla sarda, 2081 nucleotides. Its product is annotated as high affinity immunoglobulin gamma Fc receptor I-like. Gene Ontology annotation, biological process: cell surface receptor signaling pathway. The record is from RefSeq and is a predicted model, not a curated record. Gene Ontology annotation, molecular function: transmembrane signaling receptor activity. The transcript has 11 exons. Lineage: Eukaryota; Metazoa; Chordata; Amphibia; Anura; Hylidae. The coding region runs from base 809 to 2047 and encodes 412 amino acids.
CAAACCCCCUCCUCAUGUAAUCUCCUUACUACUGGGGUGACAUGUGACCUCCAGCUCAGCCCCGCCUCCUCUCCAGAAUCACCACAGGUUCCUCAGCCACCAUUCCCUCACAUCUUUACCUCAUAACUUACACUCUGAGAUAGAAGAAAGAUGGUGGAUUGUGUCACUCGGUGUGGAGAUUCCAGGAAGACACCAGAGGCCAUAUUAGCCCUUUAUAAAAGAUUCCUUAAGACAAAAAACUGGGGGGAUUUUUCCACAACAACCAAUCACAGCUCAGCUAAAGAGCUGUGGUAAAGUGAAAGCUGAGCUGUGAUUGGUUGUUGUGAGAAAAUCCCUCCACUUUUUCUCUCACACAGUUUGAUAAAUCUGGGCCGUCCUCCUCAGGAGAGGGAACCUACUGGUCCAAGCAGAGAAGUGACUCCAUGUCCAUCUACAGCCAUAACAGAGGAAGCAUGGAGUGUGAGGAGAAUCCUUGUGGUAAUGAAGAUGGAGGACGGGCCUCAUCACAUCAGGAAGAGAUGGAUAAGAAGAAAAGGAGGUUUUUAUAUAAAGAAAAACAUAUUCUUAUUGAGGAGAUACCAACAGCCUUGAAGGAAGCCAUGAUCUGAAGUCUGGGAACUGGGUGACUGUAAAGAAACAGGUCAGAAAGGACAAAAGAUCAGAUUUGAAGGUCCUUACCAAAUCCAACUGAAGACUCCUACUCCAGUAAAUGUAGCAGGAAAGAUCCACUGGAUACACACUUCCCACUCCAAGAAAAUCUUCAAUCCUGAAGAUUGGUCACAGUCACAAUGACCUAUACUUUGUGUUAAUGAUGACUGUGAAAGUCAUGGAGACAUUGAAUACUCACCUUAAGGCAGCAUCGUCUCCAUCCAUCAUGUCCAUGAAGACGUCGCUGUUAUUACUCGGGUUGGCUUUGAUACAGGAAGGAGCUGCCAUCAGACCUGUGGUCACCUUCACUCCAGACUACAGGAAGAUAUUUAUAUCAGAGAAUAUAACAAUGACCUGUGAUGUGGGAUCUAUAGGAGAGGAGCUGAGAUAUCGCUGGUACAAGAAUCGGAAAUAUGUAUAUAAUGGGAAAUCCUAUACAAUACAAUAUGCUGGAUCAUCACAGAGUGGAAGUUACCAAUGUGAGACCAGUAAUGGAGAGAGAAGUGACCCUGUUACACUGGAUGUUAUUAAUGGUUGGGUCUUGCUGCAGAUCCCUCUAUAUGCCUAUGAAGGAGAUGACAUAAAGAUAAGAUGUCACCACUAUCCUGGAUAUAAUGGAGGACAGACAAGAUUUUAUAAAGAUAACAGAGUCAUCAGAGACUGGACAUAUAAUGAAGAAUAUUAUAUAGGAAAUGUAGACAGGAAAACUACCGGGACAUAUAGAUGUAUAAAAGAAGUCUAUCCUUCUAGGUGGCACCAAGAUGAAGCUUCUAUAUCAGUAAAAGAUCUCUUCUCUCCCCCAGUACUGACAGUAUCUCCAGAGUUGGUCAUUGAUGGAGAUACCAUGACCCUAAGCUGUGACACAAAUCUUAGUGACUAUAGACAGGACACAGAUCUGCAGUAUGCCUUCUACAGAGAUGGGAGAACAGUCCAGGGAUUCACCUCUUCUAAUAAAUAUCAGGUUCUGUUCAUUCAGAAGGAGAAUUCUGGGAACUAUACAUGUGAGAUCCGAACACCAACCAGCGGUGUAAAGAAGGAGAGUCAGAGACUUCACAUACAAGGGUCACGUGGUUCUUCUAUAAUGCCCAUACUAUCUGUGAGUUUGGGGCUGUUACUACUCAUCAUCAUCUUUACUUUGCUGUGUGUAGCCUAUCAAUGUCGAUCAUCCGAAAAUAACCCUCAACCAACAACAGCCGCUGACAAUGAUUACUCUACUCAAGUUGAAUUAAACUACACGGUUCUUGAUCCAACUAGGAGACCACGAGCUGAUCUGCCACAAGACAAUGGAUCUAAUGUUGUCUAUGCUGAAGUAAAUUCCAAGGCCAAGCACCAAGUCAAAGCUUCUCAUGGAACGUCUGACACAUCAGCCGACAUCUAUCAGAAUAUCAGCUCCUACUGAGGAACCAUCUCCAGAUGUGACCAUUAGAGAUGAG